AUGCAUCCCAACCUCAGCGACCCCAACUACAUCGACUGCACAGACAUCAUCGCCGCGCUGAGCAACUGCCACCAAGAGCUCAACUUCAUGGAACGCCAGUUCGGCUGCAACAACAUCCAAGAAAGCAUGAACAAAUGCCUGCACGAAGCGCGCAUGCUGCAGCGCAAACAAAACAACGCCAAGGCCCGCAACGAUAACUCGCUCUCUCAACGGAUCAAGAACGUCAAACCGGAAGAUGCCUUCGGGGCCGAGCGGGGCCGCGAGAUUAGAGAGGAGUACGCGCGUCAGUAUAGGUUGAAGCGCGAGAGGGAUGUUAGCUUUACUAUUAACCGUUAG
Molecule: messenger RNA, 336 nt
Organism: Myxozyma melibiosi
Lineage: Eukaryota; Fungi; Ascomycota; Lipomycetes; Lipomycetales; Lipomycetaceae
Exons: 2
Coding region: 1-336 (111 amino acids)
Source: RefSeq, a predicted model, not a curated record